Ostertagia ostertagi is the source of this 1851-nucleotide messenger RNA. The record is from the annotation of a GenBank genome assembly. NCBI's taxonomy places the organism in Eukaryota, Metazoa, Nematoda, Chromadorea, Rhabditida, Trichostrongylidae.
AUGUGUCACGCGGCCAAUAAUAUUGUGGAGUAUCAAAGGGGAAAUGUUAAAUCGGAUCAGUUGCUGACUUUUAAAGACCAAGUGCCGGAUCCGUUAUACGAUCAGAAAUUUCCUGAGAUGGGCCUCCUCUUCUUGUGCAUAGCCGUGAUCGGAGUCGUUCAUGCGAUUCCGGUCGACAACGGAGUAGAGGGAGAGCCGGAGAUCGAAUGCGGGCCCUCCUCGAUCACAGUGAACUUCAACACAAGGAAUGCGUUCGAAGGUCACGUUUAUGUGAAGGGUUUAUAUGAGAAUGCUGCCUGUAGAAGCGAUGAAGGUGGCCGACAGGUGGCCGGCAUCGAACUGCCCUUCGACCAGUGCAUACUGCUAGAACCAGGCAUGUUUUGGAAUACUUCGUCGCUCAAUCCUCGCGGUGUGUUCGUAUCAACAACCAUCGUCAUCUCUUUCCAUCCUCAAUUUGUAACGAAGGUCGAUCGAGCCUACAGAAUUCAGUGCUUCUACAUGGAGUCUGACAAGACUGUCAGCACCCAAAUCGAGGUUUCUGAAUUGACCACUGCUUUCCAAACCCAGGUCGUACCAAUGCCUGUCUGCAAGUACGAGAUUCUUGAAGGAGGACCAACCGGAGCUCCCAUACACUUCGCCACCAUUGGCCAGCAGGUAUACCACAAGUGGACUUGUGAUUCCGAGACCACCGACACCUUCUGCGCCGUCGUGCACACCUGCACUAUGGGCCUCCUCUUCUUGUGCAUAGCCGUGAUCGGAGUCGUUCAUGCGAUUCCGGUCGACAACGGAGUAGAGGGAGAGCCGGAGAUCGAAUGCGGGCCCUCCUCGAUCACAGUGAACUUCAACACAAGGAAUGCGUUCGAAGGUCACGUUUAUGUGAAGGGUUUAUAUGAGAAUGCUGCCUGUAGAAGCGAUGAAGGUGGCCGACAAGUGGCUGGCAUCGAACUGCCCUUCGACCAGUCGCUCAAUCCUCGCGGUGUGUUCGUAUCAACAACCAUCGUCAUCUCUUUCCAUCCUCAAUUUGUAACGAAGGUCGAUCGAGCCUACAGAAUUCAGUGCUUCUACAUGGAGUCUGACAAGACUGUCAGCACCCAAAUCGAGGUUUCUGAAUUGACCACUGCUUUCCAAACCCAGGUCGUACCAAUGCCUGUCUGCAAGUACGAGAUUCUUGAAGGAGGACCAACCGGAGCUCCCAUACACUUCGCCACCAUUGGCCAGCAGGUAUACCACAAGUGGACUUGUGAUUCCGAGACCACCGACACCUUCUGCGCCGUCGUGCACACCUGCACUGUCGAUGAUGGAAACGGUGAUACUGUCCAGAUCCUAAACGAUGAAGGUUGUGCGCUCGAUAAGUUCCUGCUCAACAAUUUGGAAUACCCCACAGAUCUGAUGGCUGGGCAAGAGGCUCACGUCUACAAGUAUGCUGACAGGUCGCAACUGUUCUACCAAUGUCAAAUUAGCAUCACAAUCAAGGAACCGAAUGCUGAAUGCGCUCGUCCACAAUGUCCAGAGCCUCAAGGAUUUGGCGCUGCCAAGACUGGAAGCGCGUCACCGCAGACUCCUCGAGCAGCGCCGGCCGCGGCACAGCUGCGACUGCUGAAGAAGAGGGAUGCCGGAAUGGAGAGCACACUGGAUGUCCGCGCUGAGCUCAGUGCCCUGGAUAUUCACGAAAAGAAUGACGAGCUUCCUGCUGAACUGAGGAUGAUCUCCCCUCUGAUAGGCAUUCCCAACGGUAUUUGCUUGUCGCCGUUCGGUUUCUCGGUUUUCGCAGCAGCCGCGGUCUCGUUGAUUGCCGCCUCCGUAGUGUUGGCUUCUUACUCACUACGAACUAGGAACAAUUGCAAAGUUUGA